Messenger RNA from Colletotrichum karsti, 1407 nucleotides. RefSeq lists its product as uncharacterized. Bases 1 to 1407 code for a protein of 468 amino acids. NCBI's taxonomy places the organism in Eukaryota, Fungi, Ascomycota, Sordariomycetes, Glomerellales, Glomerellaceae. The record is from RefSeq and is a predicted model, not a curated record. The transcript has a single exon.
AUGGAAACGGACUCCGGCUUUGCAGUCAAGUAUGCAGCGCUUAGCCACUGCUGGGGCCCGCCUGAGAAACGGCCCCCUUGCACGCUCAAGGGCAAUCUUUCCCAUCACAAGGAGGGUAUUCCAUGGACAAAGCUUUCGCAAACCUUCAAAGAUGCGUGUGCGCUCUGCUGUGAUCUCGGUAUCGAAUACUUGUGGAUCGAUUCCCUCUGCAUCGUCCAGGACGAUGCGACGGACUGGAAGACGGAAGCGGCCAUCAUGGGCCGCACUUACGAGGAAGCCCUCCUUGUCAUCGCAGCCUCGGCGGCUACCGAUUCGAGUCAAGGCCUCUUCGGGGUCAGGCUGCCAGACGACGUCGCGCCGGUGAAUUACAAAGGAGACGUCCGUAGCGGAGUUAUGGCUUAUAAUUCCCGCGGGCCGAAGGGUCUCGUUGACAACGGGCCGUUGAAUACUCGGGCAUGGGUCCUCCAGGAGUAUGUUCUCGCUCGAAGAACCGCACACUUCACCAAGUGGGGGGUCGUUUGGACAUGCUCCCGUGACCCUGCCGUCGCUGUGUCCGAGUAUGACUCCGGGAAACAGACUGUUCACCCGGUUCCAAACACAUGGGAGAACAUUAUUCGAAGUUAUUCCAAACGCGAGAUCACGUACAAGUCUGACAAGCUUAUCGCAAUACAGGGUCUUGCGUCCUCAUGGGGUAGCAAGCAGGGAAAAACGCCUCACUAUGGACUCUUCCUAGAAGACAUGCCGCUAUGUCUUGCCUGGUUCUGGAGUGGACACGGCGACGACAAGCUUGUGCGUGAUGUGGAAGGGGCGCCUUCGUGGUCGUGGGCUUCGGUGACAGGAAGUCUGGACUUCUUGAUGAGAGAGAACGAGGAGGCGACGCCGGGAAUGAAGGCGUUGUGCGGUCGUGUUAGACCAAAUGAUGAAUCUAACCCGCAUGGCGCCUUGCUUUUUGAAUCAUCGUUGGUGAAAGAAGUCGAUGCCAUCGCGGGGCCAUUUGACUGUGUCCCAUCCUACCUCGAGGAUCUUCAAGCCAUCGAUGCGGAGUCUGAAACGCUGCGACAUCCGGCCCCGGGCAGCAUCAGCUGGUGCACUGGUCACUCAAACCAUUACGAGCAGCAUUAUUUGCUGGUAGAUCAACGUUGGGGAAACGUAGGCUGGUGUGCUUUCGAUGAGAUAAACCAGACGCCUGGGCCGAUCAGUUGUCUGCCGCUUUUCAAGGAAUCGGCAACGCCGUGGUAUAUGCCGCCCGCGGACACGGCAGAACCAUUCUAUCUGUGGUGCUUGUUUGUGUGCCGGGUCGAUCCUGAAGGCUGCGGAAGAGCUGUUUACCAGCGCGUGGGCUGGGGACGCAUCCUAGCCCCGGCAUGGAUAGAAGAUGGCCGAAGACAGGACUUUAUCCUUGUCUAG